AUGACACCACGCCCGCAACUACCUCCCCUUGCGCCCACCGACCCCAUCAUGGAGGCCAAUACGACCCCCUUACGACAGGCAACGAGCUCCAACCGGAGAGAGACGAUAAUGAGUUUGGUAGAGAUGUUAUUGCGAGGAGAUGAGGCCAGCAUGCCAGGUUUGAAUUCACAGCCAAACUUUGAGGAUGAUCGUGAUGUCCCGACUGUGGACGAGCACCAUCAAGUCUUGGGAGCGGAGACGUUCAACAAAUUCCAAAAACGAAUCCUGAAUUUGGAUAAGGAGCUUCGCAAUUUCGCCAAUGCCGCGCGGCAACUUGGAAGCUCUGUGGCCAUACUCUCGUCGGCAUUCCACCUGCGUGUCCGGAUAGCGCAGAUACUUUUCCUGUUUAGGGAGAACGCCGCCGACCUAUUUCCACGCAAGAUAGCACGAAAGGAACGAGAGACGCCGAUUAAUCCAAACCACAAGCUCCUUCAGCGGGGCCGGCGUCUCACGAAGCGCUAUAAGCCUCCGCCGAACGUCGCUCGUCCAAUCAUCAAAGAAGAUUUAGAUGUUGAAGAUUUCCCUCAUCAGCUGGAGAGUUUGGGGGUGGAUGUUACAACAUUUCUGGAUUGUUUGAACGAAUUCCCAGAGUUCACCGACGAAGCAGUCAACGCUAGUAUUCUAUCAUUCGAAGCAGAUUUGAAGUACUGGGCUUCCUGUCUGAGAGAAUACCAGGGCCAGUUCAAGUUCCCAGCAGUACAGCGGUAUAUCCAUGACCUAGCAUCCGAAAUGGGCGAACAUAUGGACAGCAUAACUGCCACGCUAUCGAUGUUUAUCGAGAUCGGUACGCAAGCCUUACUUAUCGUGAACUCCAGUGGUAACAACCCAGUAGGUGUACCCACCAUUCGAUUUGCGCAGAAGCACGGAGCUACGAAUCUUCUGAACCUAUCAACAGUAGCGACCUUCUUCUCUGCGGUGACGGCGACGACAUUGCAAUUCUCUUAUGAGUUGCCUUCAGAGGACCCCGUAGCAGUCUCAGUCAAUUGCUUUUGGUUCCUCAGUAUGGUCUUCAGCAUUGCUGCGGCUGUCAACAGUUUACUUGGGCUCACAUGGAAGCAAGCUAUGUAUCGUUCUCCCGGCCACCGAGUACCCUGGUGGGUGCUGAUCUGGAUCAAGCGUUCGCCUUUGGUAUUCUUGGUUAUGUCUGUGGCCUGCUUUUCAAUUGGCCUGUGCUGUUUCGCGUAUGCGUCAAAACAAGCGCAUGUUACUUCGACUAUAACUACCGUGUUCACUGCUAUCACCUCCUUUGGCCUGAUGGCUGUAUCGGCCUGGUUCGCCUCCGAGCGAUGGAUUUUCCUGCGGCACAAAGGCAGAAAGUGGCUGGGGGAUGUCUUGAUCGAAGUCAGAGAUCAGUUCUACCAAGCUCCCGGUGUCGUACCUGUACGCAAAGUAUUCAAAGGAAUCAGAGUCCGCAUAAGACGUGCGGGCUCAGCCCUUAGGCGCGUCAGUGAAAAGACCAUAACCAAACUGUCCAUGGCAAGCCAGACGAGCAUAGCGGGUGACGGUGCGGACGAUGUCGAAGGCGGUUCCCUACCUACUGUACAUACUCAUCAACGUGCACUAUCGCCCACGAGCCAUCCGCAGCGCACAUACUACUCCUCAACGCGGACGUCUAACGACAACAACAAUACCAGCCCGAUCACGGAGAAGCCAUUUACGAGUUCCCCGUUCCAAUCCCCUACACUGUCGGAGAAGAAUGGUGUGGUGACGACGCCUACGGAUGGCACGCUGGCUCCUCCAACAUCACCCGCAUCGCUUGACGCGCCGUCUCGGGGGAAGCAACUCUGGAGGAAUGCUUUAAGGACGGUGAAAAUGAAAUCCGCCAUGUCGGCAGCGACGAUGGGGCCAAUGCCUCGGGCCACACCACAUCGACAACGCACGGCCUCGUCGGGUGGAGGCUCAGGUACUGGUGGGAAAUUCAAUAUGAUGCACGAACAGAUGAAGCAUCCCAUCCUCAUGCGCUCGAGGCUUGCGAGUUUGGUGCCGAAGCUGAAAUGUUUGGCACCACUCCAGGAUUUGGCUGCUCAUCAAGCAUUAGUUCGCCAUUUGCAGUUCUCACCUGACGGAAAAUACCUUGCUACUUCAAGUUGGGAUCGAACAUCAAUCAUCUUCCGUGUCGCUGAUCCAACCAAUAACCCGCGAGUACUUGCUCAUCCAAAAGGCUUCGUUGGACAAGUAGCUUGGUCCCCUAACGGAAACUUGCUGUUGACCAAGUUGACGAGCGGUAUCAAAGUCUGGACGGAGGACGGGGUCUGCAAGAAGACCAUCGAUAGAAACACUAUGGUAGAGUCUAUCACUUGGUGUCCCGACGGCAAAUCAUUCAUGUCGGUGGAAAGUAGCGAGGUCGUGAAAUUGAAUCUACAAGGAACCAUUCUCGACACGUAUCACUUCGGAAACAUGAAACUGCAUGAUGUCGGCGUCACACAGGAUAGUAUCCGACUCAUAGGUGUUGGUCCCCUACUUCAAUCGCCCACCGGCUUGAGCCCAAGUAAAUCCAGGGUAGAAAAACGACUCGUCGUCUACAACAUGCAGACGCAGUCGAUUGAAAACCAAACACCUGUGUUCAACGAGGUCCGGGAUAUCACGCUCUCUUAUAAUGCCAAACACGGCACCGUCGCAUUGAUAAGUUACGAGAACAAGGCACCUCCUCAACUUUGGCGAUUGAAAAUGAUCAAGGACAGGGACAAUACAUCAGUCGUCACCGCAAGGCUCGAGCUCAGACACACAUACAUGCCUAAAUGUCCUGUCGAUUUUGCUGGUCCAAGUUAUUUCGGUGGCAAGAAAGACGAGCUCGUACUGUGUGCUGGGAAAGCGGGGGACAUCCAUAUAUGGGACUCGGAAUCUGGCUCGCUGCUCCACCAUGUUCGUGCUCAAGUCCUCGGCGGCGAUUUGACGUGCAUAGCUUGGAACCAUGCUGCUGACGAUCCCUUCAUGUUUGCUACGGGAAGCCACGAUGGCGCGGUUCGACUCUGGUCUCAACAUCCUGAGGCUCCUCUGGAUCAAGAGCAUCUCCCUGACGAUGACUAUGACACCAGACUAAUGGACGGCACAUUACCUCGCAGCUCUUCCCCUCUUGAGUUCGACCUGGAACGCCCGGAUAGCCAAGCUACACAUCACGACUACGACAGUCAAUACACGUUUGAUAGUGCAUUCCCACUCAACGAUUACGGCAACCUUCCGAAUGGGUCUGGGCACGUCGCAUAUGGAAGCGAGCUUUCCCAACAAUCUAGGGAACGUAUGGUCGCCUUCGCGCCAGCGCCAGCCAAUGGUCCUCCUACACGAUCCGCGACUUUGGAUUGA
This is a messenger RNA of Pleurotus ostreatus (oyster mushroom), 3339 nucleotides long. RefSeq lists its product as uncharacterized. NCBI's taxonomy places the organism in Eukaryota, Fungi, Basidiomycota, Agaricomycetes, Agaricales, Pleurotaceae. Gene Ontology annotation, molecular function: protein binding. The record is from RefSeq and is a predicted model, not a curated record. Bases 1 to 3339 code for a protein of 1112 amino acids. Gene Ontology annotation, biological process: proteasome-mediated ubiquitin-dependent protein catabolic process. Gene Ontology annotation, cellular component: GID complex. The transcript has 22 exons.